Molecule: messenger RNA, 2100 nt
Organism: Cynara cardunculus var. scolymus (artichoke)
Lineage: Eukaryota; Viridiplantae; Streptophyta; Magnoliopsida; Asterales; Asteraceae
Product: protein CYPRO4
Exons: 2
Coding region: 1-1905 (634 amino acids)
Cellular component (GO): cytoplasm; nucleus
Molecular function (GO): protein binding
Source: RefSeq, a predicted model, not a curated record
AUGGGUGCCGCAGAAAGCCGACAAGAUUUGGAAAUCUCCGACUCUGAAUCCGAGGAAGAAGAGCAACAGUCGGAGGAGGAAGAAGAAGACGAAAUUUAUGAAGAUGUUAAAGACCACCAUUCAGCCACUAAAACCCCGUCCAAGACCCCAUCGUCUGUAGACGAAAUUGAUGCUAAACUAAAAGCCCUGAAACUUAAAUACGAAUCCAAAAGCCAAAAUCUCAAGAACGCUGUUAAGCUUUACAUUCAUAUUGGUGGAAACACUAGUAAGUCGAAAUGGGUCGUCGCCGAUAAACUCACAUCCUAUUCUUUCCUUAAAACGACGAUGAACGAGGAAGAAGAGGAAGACGAAGCAGAGGGAGAUGGGGAUUUAUAUUGGUUUUUGAAAGUUGGGUCAAAAGUUAGGUCUCUGGUUGAUCAACGGUUGCAGUUGAAGCCGGUUAUGGAUAAGUUGCAGAUAUAUUUUGUUUCCAAUGGUGUUUAUGCUCUGAAGUUUUCCAGUAUCGAGGAUUACAAGGGUUUUAUUGAGCUCUAUGAGAAGUGUUUGUUUGAGAACACUUAUGGGUUUGAAUGUACCGAUCAGAAUAAGGCUAAGGUUUAUGGCAAGGAUUUUGUAGCGUGGGCGAAUCCUGAAGCUGCUGACGAUUCUAUGUGGGAGGAUGCUGAAGAUAGUUUCUCCAAAAGCCCUGCUUUUAAGACUCCGGUCAGAGCCAACCAUGAUCUCAGAGAGGAGUUUGAGGAGGCUGCAAAAGGGGGAAGUAUAAAAAGCUUGGCUUUAGGGGCCUUGGACAAUAGUUUUUUGGUAAGUGAUUCUGGUAUUCAAGUUGUUAAGAAUUUCAGUCAUGGGAUUCAUGGAAAAGGAGUUUAUGUUAAUUUUGAUAGUGGGAUGACUGGUCAUGUUGAAUCAACUCCUAGAAAAGCUCUUCUCAUGAAAGCUGAAACAAAUAUGCUGUUAAUGAGUCCAAUGACUGAUGGGAAGCCACACACCAGGGGACUCCAUCAGUUUGAUAUAGAGACAGGGAAAGUUGUAACCGAGUGGAAGUUUGCAAAAGAUGGAACUGAUAUUACAAUGCGGGAUGUCACAAAUGAUAGCAAGGGAGCUCAGAUGGACCCUUCAGGAUCUACUUUCUUGGGUUUGGAUGAUAAUAGGCUUUGUAGGUGGGAUAUGCGUGACCGCCAUGGGAUAGUUCAGAAUCUUGCUGAUGCGAAUACCCCUGUCUUGAAUUGGACACAAGGACAUCAGUUCUCCAGAGGGACUAAUUUUCAGUGUUUUGCAACUACUGGUGAUGGAUCAAUUGUUGUUGGCUCUGUUGAUGGGAAGAUAAGGUUGUACUCUGUCACUUCCAUGAGACAAGCCAAGACUGCUUUUCCAGGUCUUGGGUCACCCAUUACACAUGUGGAUGUUACUUAUGACGGGAAGUGGAUUUUGGGCACAACUGAUACUUAUUUGGUCCUUAUUUGCACAUUAUAUACUGAUAAGGAUGGGAAAUCGAAGACAGGUUUUGCUGGGCGUAUGGGAAAUAGAAUCUCAGCCCCAAGGCUGUUGAAAUUGAAUCCUCUGGAUUCACACAGGGCUGGAAUAAACAAUAAGUUUCGUGGAGCCCAAUUCUCUUGGGUAACUGAAGAUGGGAAGCAAGAGCGCCACCUUGUUGCCACAGUGGGCAAGUUCAGUGUGAUAUGGAACUUCCAACAGGUGAAGGAUGGUACUCAUGAAUGCUAUAGGAAUCAGGUGGGUCUGAAGAGUUGCUACUGCUACAAGAUAGUCCCUAAAGACGAUUCAAUUGUUGAUAGUCGUUUCAUGCAUGAGAAGUUUGCAGUUAGUGAUUCCCCUGAGGCUCCACUGGUUGUGGCUACUCCCAUGAAAGUUAGCUCUUUCAGCAUAUCUAGCAGACUUUCUUACGCUUAAGAAAUGAUCCUUGUCGACCUUUGAACCUUCUUAGAUUCUGUUUCUGUGAUUUGUGUCCGAAAAAGGAACUUUCUUCCUUGUACUGUCAUUAUCAACAACUCGACGUACUUUUCUUGUUAGCAACUAGAUUGUUGUAAUGGUUAAGGAGAACCUUUAGUGCUUGAUUUUCGUUUAAGGUUAAUCAAAAUCGUUGCU